AUGCGCCUUAACGCAGACCGCAGACCUUCAUCAAAAUCAGUUUUACUAGUAAAGUUGUGUGAAACUAGAUGGGUAGAAUCUCACGAGGCGAUUAUUCGGUUUUCCGAUAUGCUUAUACCUAUUGUAAAAUUUUUGGAAGACAUGACAGUUAAUACGGAUGGAAAUAAAUUUUCUAAAUGUAACGGAGUUCUUCAUUCAAUAUUGACGUUUGAAUUUAUUUUGUCCUUAGAAUUAGCAGUAGAAAUAUUGUCUUUGACUUUGCCAAUAUCACGUAAAUUACAAGACCCUGGUUUGGAUUUGACUAUAUGUAUUGAAAUCAUACAGACUGUAUUAGAUGUUCUUAAAAACAAAAGACAAAAUGCAACAUUUAAUAACAUUUAUAAUCGAGCCGUAUCAAAAGCCGAAAAUUUAAAUAUUGAAGUUAAAACACCACGAAUAUGCAAACGACAAAUAAAUCGAUCAAACAACAUUACUUCAAAACAUAUUAUAGAAGGUGAUACUUUUUAUGCAGCAGAUUUGCCUCGAUCCAUAGACGAAUUAAAAGGUGAAAUUGCAUUAUGGCAGCUGCAUUGGACUCAACAACCAAUAAAAAAGGAAAAAAUAAAUACAGCAAUAGACGCAUUCAAAGAAACUGAAGAUGGGAAAUUACAAUUAUAUUUAUCGUUAUAA
Messenger RNA from Macrosiphum euphorbiae (potato aphid), 669 nucleotides. The record is from the annotation of a GenBank genome assembly. NCBI's taxonomy places the organism in Eukaryota, Metazoa, Arthropoda, Insecta, Hemiptera, Aphididae.